Molecule: messenger RNA, 2357 nt
Organism: Athene cunicularia (burrowing owl)
Lineage: Eukaryota; Metazoa; Chordata; Aves; Strigiformes; Strigidae
Gene: SASH3
Product: SAM and SH3 domain containing 3
Exons: 7
Coding region: 253-1479 (408 amino acids)
Biological process (GO): positive regulation of immunoglobulin production; positive regulation of adaptive immune response; positive regulation of B cell proliferation
Cellular component (GO): nucleus; cytoplasm
Molecular function (GO): protein binding
Source: RefSeq, a predicted model, not a curated record
CUGAGGGCUGGCAGGGUGCAGGCAGACAUCCUCGCCCCGGGGGCCUUGGGCAGGGCAGCAGCUUCGUGGAGGGUUUCCUUCCUCCUGCCCCAGCCUGUGCACCCGCCAGCCACCCUGAACCGCGCCGCUGCAAGCACCUCUCAUGUGACCGCCGGCUUCCUGUGCGCUUCCCGGCCUCGGUGCCGGUGCUUCGGUGCGUACCGUGCCAGGCGCUGCCCAAACGCUGCACCCUUGCCACCGGGCCCCAGCAUCAUGCUGCGCCGCAAGCCCUCCAACGCCAGUGAGAAGGAGUCCGGACACAAGAAGCUCUCCCUCCAGCGUUCCAGCAGCUUCAAGGACUUUGCCAAGUCCAAAGUCAGCUCCCCUGCGCCAAGCGAGAAGGAAUUCAACCUGGAGGAGAACAUCCCCGAGGAUGAGUCCAGCAGCGCUGGCCCUGACGAUGCUGCACGGAGCAGCGGGAUGAAGCUGAGCAAGAGGUGGCGGGCCGCCAUCUCCCGCACCAUGAACCGCAAGAUGGGCAGGAUGGCCGUGAAAGCACUAGCUGAGGGGAAGCAGGCAGAUGUGGAGGAGGAGGAGGGAUCCUCAUGCCCCCCAUCCCCAGCCAGCAGCAUGGAAGAGCCAAGACACGAAAAGUUGCCCUUGUCUUACCUGGAGAUGGAGGAAGACAGGCACGCACCCAUCAGCCGCCAGCUGUCCAGUGGUGAGCCUGGCCCCGGCAGGACACCGGCCCCUUGCCCCAUGGCCAGGCACAUCCUGACCUCCCUCCCCUCCACAGGCAGCGAAAUUUCCAGCCCUGGCCCCGGAGGGAGCAACCAGGACAGUCUGCGGCUGGAGGAGAGCGGCCCAGCCUACACUGGCCCCUUCUGUGGCCGGGCCCGCGUCCACACUGACUUCACCCCCAGCCCUUACGACAAGGACUCGCUGAAGCUGCGGAAAGGGGACAUCAUCGGCAUCAUCGAGAAGCCACCCAUGGGCACCUGGACCGGGCUGCUCAACAACAGGGUGGGCUCCUUCAAGUUCAUCUACGUGGAUGUCAUCCCCGAGGAGACAGCUCCCACCCGCAAGAGCCGGGGAUCCAGCAAGAGCAAACGGCUCAAGCCCAAGACCCUCCACGAGCUGCUGGAGCGCAUCAAUAUGCAGGAGCACACCUCCACCCUGCUGCUGAACGGCUACCAGACCCUGGAGGACUUCAAGGAGCUGCGGGAGACCCACCUCAACGAGCUGAACAUCACGGACCCCCAGCACCGCGCCAAGCUGCUCACAGCCGCCGAGCUCCUCCUGGAUUACGACACAGCGAGUGAGCCGGAGGAAGGCGACAGCCCUGAAGCCCAGCCUUCGCCCUCGGAGCCCAAGGGGGACAUUCCCCGGGACUCAGGCUGCUUCGAGGGAUCAGAGACCCUAGACAGCAGCCGGGAUGAGGCCGAGCUGGGGGGUCCCGAGGGGCAGCUGCGGGCUCUCUCCCUGGCAGAGUCCUCCUGAGCCCGCUCUGCCUACAGGCACUGCCCCACCAAGGGGCACAGCCCGCGGCCGCUUCCCGCUCCAGCCCGGAGGGGAUGGCACCCUGGGGCAGCACGCUCCCCGCCGAGAUGCCGCGGGCUUGGAUCACCUCUCCUGGGUUUGACCCACCUUAUCCACAGCUUUAAGAGCUCCUCCCGGAACACUCGCCCGCUGGGCUGAGCACACAGGAGGCUGCAAGGACAGGAAGGUCCGUGGCAGGCAGGGACAGAGCAAACCCAGUGCUGAGCACAGAGGUCCCCCCGAGCCCAGCUCCUCACCGACAGGGAGGACACCCACGCUGCCUUCCUCCAGCAUCUUCCUCACAGCUGGGGUGGGCAGGGAAAGGUUUGCUGGAAAGUUUGGGCUGUGGGAGGAGAGGCUCAGCCAAGCUGCAAGCAGCCCAGCAAGGGCACUGCAAGCCCCCUCCCUUGGCCCUCAAAUGUUGCCUGCAGCUUGCCACAAGACUAGUUCAUGGGGACUAUGAGAGGGAGCGGGAACAACUGCCCCACAGGCAGAUGGGCUCAGCAGGGUGAGGCUGUCACCCGGCAGGACCCUUCCAGACUGUCGGAUCCCCCACGAAGCACUGGCCACCCCAAGCACCCCCGAGAAGGUGCAGAGGAGCAGCAGCCCAGCAUGGGCAGGAGCCGAGGCAGGGGCAGGCAAGGGAAGGCAUCUGUAUGGGAGCAUGAGGCAGCUGGGAACAAACAAACUUGUUGAUCCCCGGCUGGGGGCACCCACCCCAGCCCCUUCAGCUCAGCUCUCGGUGAUGCACAUGACCAGCUCCUGCACUGCAGCAUUGGCCUUUGGGCACCCAGUUUGUUCCUUCAAGCUCCAUCCCAAUAAAAGCGUGCAAGACCGUU